GACCGGGAGAGAUGGAGCCGCCAAGCAGAAGGGCUCACCCUCGCCAAGGUAGCUCCCCGGGCACUGUGAGAGCUCCCUGUCUACUACUAAUAUACGUCUCUGUAUAAUAACCUAGCUGCAGGAAUUGCAACGUGCCUCCUGAAAUAAUACAAGCUAAACGAGUAAAACCUUUUAUUUAACUUCUUUUAAAAAAUAAAAAUCGCACCUGUGAAUGAGUACUGGCCUGGGUGGAAGCGUUCAGCUGCGUUCUGCAACUUUUCCUUCCCAGGUGUCGGUCUUUUGCCAACGCUGGUUGCUCAGCGUUACUGUCAAAUUCCUUCAUCUCCGGGUCCGCGCUGCCAGUUCGCUGCUGCAGUCUGCAACCUCCUUCUUUCUCUUCUCCUUCCCCAGCUUCUCUCCCCUUCCAAUACAUCCUAGCUUGCCUCUGAUUCCCCAUAAGCAGGUGUGACCUUGUUUCCCUUUUUCGUCUUAAACAGAAAUGUUUCCCAGUCUUUCUGUGAUAAGAGCCGUUACCCUUGUUUUUUUAGAUUGUGUAUGACUUCUGUACGUAAACACCUCCAUACCAAUGUGUAGUAAGGCUUCAGUUUCUCGUACGCUUGUUUCUGCCAUCUCUUUCAUUCCUAAAUCCUUGCUGGUUUGACCUGUGUGAAUUUAGGUCUUUGUCCAGGAAAACUUCGUUCCUACAAAAUAGCACUCGAAUAGGUUAACAGACUGAAAUCUGCAGGAAUUAUGGAUGUAUAUGGUGAUUAAUUGUGAAAAUUAUGGUUGCAAGACACUGUUUUUUUUUUUCCAAGUUCAUCAGAGCAAGAUGCCUGCCCUCUCCUUUGCCUCAAAUCUAAGCCUGGUUAUCUUAAAUGAUUAAUGAAACAUAGUAUCACUGUGCUACUCUUACCACCUCCUUGCUGCUACUAUUGCAUGUUACUUUUAAGCCCUUGGCAUGCUACGUGCUGUUUGAAAAUCUUUGUACACAGUGGUUGUUUUCUGGGGAAGGAAUUAAAAAAAUGCGACAAAACUUUAAAAGCUGAUUGGUUGCCUUCAAAUGUUUUCCUUCUUUUUCUAAAAGUGUCUCUAAUCUGUGGGUUGUUGAAAUGCACAUCAACUUGGCACAGUCUUCGUGGUUGCCAAGUAUGAGCCAGUUGGAUCUCAAGGAAAUGUAACUCACUGCAAUCAGUCCCGUGGCGACUUUUAUUUCACCGAGAAGCAAACAUCUUUUGAAUUGCCAGGAUUUUGCUUCUUGGAAUGCAAUGACUCAGAAGCUACAGGAUGAAUUUGACAGUAGCGUGGAGAAUGCAGAAGCUUGGAUGAAGGCCAUCCAAGAGAGGCUGAGGAUCAAUGACAACACCAAGGGACCUCGAUCUGCCCUAGAAGCCAGACUGAGAGAGACUGAGAAAAUACGUGCACUGGAACCAGAAGGCAACUUGAAAAUGGAUUUGAUUCUUGUGAAGGCAGAUGCUGCUCUUCACAGCAUUGGUGAGGAUAAGAAGCAUGAGGUACUAUCUAAACUGAAAGACAUUAAAGCCUUGUGGGAAGAGACAGCCAUAUACAUGACUCACUGUCACAGCCGAAUUGAGUGGGUCUGGCUGCACUGGAGUGAGUACCUGAAAGCCCAAGAUGAGUUUCUCGCAUGGAUUCACCACAUGAGAGUGAUCUUGGAGCCAGACAUUGAGUUGCAGCUUGGCUUAAAGGAGAAGCAGUGGCAGCUGAGCCAUGCUCAGGUUCUGCUGAAUGAUGUCUUAAAUCAAUCAAUCCUGCUGGAAAGGUUGCUGGAGGAAGCUGCUUCCUUGUUCAGCAGGAUAGGCGACCCCAGUGUUGAUGAGGAUGUUCAGAAGAAAAUGAGAAUGGAAUAUGAAGGAAUCAGGGAAGAAGCUCAGAGCAGAGUGAAACUGCUUGAAAAGAUAACCAAGGAACACGAACAGUACAACGCUAACGUCAACCAGUUUCAAUUGUGGCUGAACGGUGUGACACAAAAAUUAAACCACUGCAUUGGAGAAGCAUCCAAGUCUUCAGUAGAGGACCAGUUGAAGGCACUGAAGGAAAUCGCCAAAAACAUUAGGAAUGGUGGCAAGAAAUGGAAGCAUCUUGAAAAUCAGUGUGCAGAGGUGAUUCAGAAUACUUCGCCACUUGGAGCUGAGAGAAUGAAGGAUGAACUUGAAGAGCUAAGAAAAGCCUUGGAGAUGUUAAAACUGCUGAGUAGUGAAGAGGAGGAGAGAUUGCUCAAGUUCCAAGAGUCAGAAAGUGCCUACGAGUCCCAAGCCAGACAAUUAGAAGCAGAUGUCCAGGAGUUGAGAAAAGAUCUACAGAGACUAGAAAAUUACCUGGAUCCUGGGAAAGGGGAAAAGACUGAAGAUGAGUUUGUAACUCUGUGGAGAAAAUGCAAUGCAACGAGAGCUGCUCUGGCUGCAGAAGAGUCCACGGUUGAGAGGCUGAAGGCUCAGCUUAAGGAACUGCUACGGUUUUCCCAAGAUGUGCAGCCACACGCUGAGAGUGUUGUCUCUGCAAUACAGCAGUAUGAAAGUGUUAGAGGCAAGACGUCUAAAAUGAGCACUGAUACAGAAGCCCAACUGAGAAGACUCUUCCAAAAUCCCCUGCAAGAUUUUGAACAGUGGAAGCCAUCGGUCCAGAUGCUCCUGGAGACUCCGGAGCCAGCGCUGGCUCACGUUGAGGCUGCCCUAGCUGAAAGCUCCCAGUUCAAAGAGAAGUUGAUGACAUUACAGCUGAAGAAAGAUCUGCUAAGCAAUAUCCUUGGUGAGGAAAAAGCAAAGUCUUUCCUGCAAGAAGUAGCUGAAGCUUCAAAGGAGAGAGAAAUUCUACACACGAGUCUGCUGCAAAGCAAAAACAAACUCCAGAAUUUGAUAUCACAACAUAAGGACUUUGAUGCUGGUUUUGCGCCUUUGCAGAAGAAAUUAUGUGCCAUCAAAGCCAAAUUAGAUCUAGAGAAGGAACCGCGGCCUGACCUCUUGGGUAAAAAGACACAACUCCAGAGACUCCAGAUGAUCCAAGAUGACUUGGCAGAGCUUGGAAUUCAAAUGGAGGCAGUAGAGAAGCUUGUUCAGUCAAAUACCACACACAGGCAUGAAAUGAACCAACUUUCAUCUGACUCUCAGGCCCUGAAGAGGUUGUUGGAGGUGAUGAUACAGCAGAGAGAAGAGCACGUGCAGAAGCAUUGGGCGUAUAAUGACAAACUCUCUGACCUCCAGCGGUGGAUCACAGUAACCACGGAGAAGAUUGACUCCUACCAGGGUGCUGAUGGAGAGCAGAGCACUGAGGGCAGGUUGGCAGACCUUCAGAAAUGGCUAGCUGAGUUUCCAGAUAAGGAGGUCCAGCUGCACCUUGUGGAAGCUCAUGGCCAGCUGGUCAUGGAGAAUUCUUCCCCAGAGGAGACUACCCAUGUCCAGGCAGAGCUGGAUCAGCUGAAGGAGUCAUGGAGAUCACUGAAGGAGAUGGCAACUGGUCUUCUCAAAAAGUGGCAGUUAAAUAGACCAAUGGCUGAUAAGAAGAAGAAAAUAGCAUUUGUGGACAGCAGAUGGAUGUCUGGACCUACCACCCCUCAUUUAGACAUAUAUCAGAACCAUAAGCAGGAGGCAAUAGAAGGGCAACAACCGAGCAGCCACUUGAAGCUCCUACACGACUUUGAAGCAUGGUUACAAGGAGAAAACACCAAACUGACCAAAAUUCUUGCUGUGACUCCAUCUUCUGCAGAGGAAAUGAAGGCACGUCAGAGCAAACUGCAGGAGCUGCAGUCUCGUGUGCCUGAUGGUCAGAGUCUUUUUGAGGACCUUCUUGAUCUUCAGCCUGUCAUUGGAAGUUCUGAAGAUCUGGAGGACCUCCGUUACCGAUGGAUGCUCUACAAAUCUAAACUGAAAGAGUACAUGAGUUCACCGAGUCCUGCAUCUUUGGAAGAACCAGACAGAUUCAGAAAGAAGCGCUCUGGAGGCGUGUGCUCAUUCCUGCGUCGAGUGUGCUGGGCAGCACUACCAUUCCAGCUGCUCCUCUGGCUCCUCCUGCUCCUGGCCUUCCUCCUGCCCCUGCCCUACAGCUGCUCGCGGGCCAACAACUUUGCUCGGUCCUUCAAGCUGAUGCUGAGAUACGAGGGCCCACCUCCCACCUAACUUCUGGUGUGGCACGAGGUGACUGUCAGACAGACAGACUCCUUGUUUUUAACAAUUGCAAGUAUUGUAGAUUUUAGGGCUUCUAACAAGGCUCUCAUACCAACGAUAUAGGUCACAUAAAUGCAGGAUAAUAUUAGUCCACUUCAAUCAGGUAUUUGAGCAAAAUUAAUAUUUUUACAAUAUUUUCUUACUAUAUUUAUAAUGUGUAUAUAGAGAUUGUGUAUGUAUGUACAUAUAUAUAUAUAUGUAUAAAAACCUUCUCUGUGGUCAAACUAACAUUCACCAUCCGCUGUUUAAAGAUAAUACUGCAAUGUUUCUGUUUCUACCAUCUUUCAGCCAGGAAUACUGAAUGAUGGUUUUGUUGUGUUUUUCUGGGUGAUUUUUGAAAAUCAGAUUCUUUUUGACUACAACUGAAGUCAGAGAAAGUAUAAGAUGUGGGCAUGCACCAGGGUGCAAACUGGAGAAUGGGCACAAUAGAAUCAUGCUGGAAUACAGUGGUUGACAUUCAGCCCAAGGAAAAUUGGGACUAUUUGAAAUCUUGAGCUGUUUUUUCAGUAUCUGGAUGCCAAGAUUGCAGAAGGUAAUGGAAAUUUUUCUACUGACUUCAGUAGGAGUGGGGGUGGACCUCCUCUUGUUCUCAUUUUUCACCAGAUCUCUUUUCCAAUUACUGUGUUCUCCAGCCCACCUGAAUCAGGAGAGGUAGAAUACAGUAGAAGAAAGCUGGGAAAAAAAGGAGUAUAUCGUUUUUAGCAACUCUGUAGAAGCAGAACUUUUAAAAUCAGGUCAUAACUUUCUGAACAAAUUUGUGAGCGCUGAACAAAACCUUGUAUCAGUGAUCUUGUCUACAAAAAGCAGUGAGGUUUUUUUUUUGCUUGUGGGAUUUUGUAGUUUGGUUUGUUGGUUUUUUUUACUUUAUAAAGAGGCAUUUGGUAAUGGAUCAUAAAGCCUGAACAGUGUGAUGCAGUCUGGCUCAGUGUCAGCAAUUCAAAAGUUGGAAGUACUUUAAUAAUACCACCCUGGAAACAAGAUUCCUUCCUAGGAUGUUUUUAUUUUAAUGGUUUGUUAAACUGAUGUAAACUGAUUGUAUCAAAGACAGUCAAGCAUCGAUUUCUAUAUAGUUUAAACUCUAAGAUGAUGAAAUCUUGUCAUUUAUUUCCCUAA
Messenger RNA from Calidris pugnax (ruff), 5270 nucleotides. RefSeq names its product spectrin repeat containing, nuclear envelope family member 3 (gene SYNE3). Bases 1245 to 4109 code for a protein of 954 amino acids. Gene Ontology annotation, molecular function: actin filament binding. Gene Ontology annotation, biological process: nuclear migration. The record is from RefSeq and is a predicted model, not a curated record. The transcript is spliced from 19 exons. NCBI's taxonomy places the organism in Eukaryota, Metazoa, Chordata, Aves, Charadriiformes, Scolopacidae. Gene Ontology annotation, cellular component: cytoplasm; meiotic nuclear membrane microtubule tethering complex; nuclear outer membrane.